Coffea arabica (coffee) is the source of this 1251-nucleotide messenger RNA. RefSeq lists its product as uncharacterized. The record is from RefSeq and is a predicted model, not a curated record. Lineage: Eukaryota; Viridiplantae; Streptophyta; Magnoliopsida; Gentianales; Rubiaceae.
AUGACCUUGAGGAGUGACAAGGAGGUCCAAGGACCCGAACCUGUGAUCCCUAAGAACAAAGAUGAGGAAAAUAUCGAAAACGAGCUUGAGAAGGAGGGUCCAUUAAAAGAAACUUGGAUAAUUAUUCAAUUGGCUGAUCGAACUAAUGCAUAUUCUGAUGAGUUGGUUGAAGAUGUGUUGGUUAAAAUUAAUGAUUUAGUAUUUUUAGCUGACUUUUAUGUACUUGACAUGGAUGAUGAUCUCUCCCCCGAUAUCUCACCUCUGCUAUUAGGUAGACCCUUUUUUAACACAGCACAGACUAAAAUUGACGAAGUGUUUGAAACUGUUGGUAGGGAUGAGUUGAAAGUUGCUUUAACCAAGCACUUAGAGUUGGAGACAACUCCUGAGAUAAAGGUACUACCAUCUGUGGUGCAGGCACCGGUGUUGGAGUUGAAACCCUUGCCGAAGCACUUGAAAUAUGCGUAUCUGGGCGACAACGAAACACUCCCGGUGAUUAUCUCAACUGCACUCUCGAAAACCCAUGAGGAGAAACUAAUCCGGAUAGUAAUUGCACCAGAGAAUCAAGAGAAGAUGACCUUCACGUACCCGUUCGGGACCUUCGCAUAUAGACGGAUGUCAUUCGGGUUGUGCAAUGCACCUGCAAUAUUCCAGAGAUGUAUGAUUUUACAAAAAGAUGUGACCUUCGAAUUCGAUGACAAGCGUGAGAGAGCCUUCGACAAGUUGAAGGAUCUAUUCCAGCCUCAUGACUGGAGUUUUCCAUUUAAGAUCAUGUGCAAUGUCAGUGAUCAUGUUGUAGGAGUUGUGUUGGGGCAAAGAUUGGGAAAGGCAGCUCAUGUCAUCUGCUAUACAUCCCGGGUCUUGAACGGAACUCAAUUAAACUACUCCACUACUGAGAAGGAGUUUCUUGCAGUUAUUUUUGCCUUAGAGAAGUUUAGGUCAUAUUUGUUAGGUGCUCAAGUUAUUGUAUUUUCUGAUCAUGCAGCGUUAAGGUACCUAAUGACCAAGAAAGAUGCAAAAUCGAGACUCAUAAGGUAUAUAUUGCUCUUACAAGAAUUUGACCUGGAAAUAAGGGAUAAAAGAGGUUCAGAGAAUCUAGUAGCCGACCAUUUGAGUCGCAUACCAGUUGAAGGUGAGAAUGAGCCAUUGAAGGAUGCAUUCCCUGAAGAACACUUAUUUUCUCUCAAUUCUCAAUUGUCUUGGUAUGCUGAUCUAGUUAACUACUUGGUAACUGGUAAUUUUCCUGCAGGUUAA